Diabrotica virgifera virgifera (western corn rootworm) is the source of this 533-nucleotide messenger RNA. Its product is annotated as cx9C motif-containing protein 4. Lineage: Eukaryota; Metazoa; Arthropoda; Insecta; Coleoptera; Chrysomelidae. The transcript has 2 exons. Bases 144 to 341 code for a protein of 65 amino acids. The record is from RefSeq and is a predicted model, not a curated record. Gene Ontology annotation, cellular component: mitochondrial intermembrane space.
GUUGGAUUAUAAACGUCAAUGUCAGUCACACUGUCAAUUUUGAUAAAGUGAAAAAUUUCAUUGUAUUUACCUCAAUUUAUUUAAAUUAUAAGCCGCUAAAUGAUAUAGUAAAGAUAGAUAUCAAUUAAAAUUAUGUUUGAUUAAUGUCUACAAAAGAUCCUUGCAAACCUUACGCUUGUAGAAUUCAAGCCUGUUUGAAAGAAAAUCGCUUUCAAGAAAAACCUUGCCAGACAGUCAUUGAGGAUAUGCGAGAUUGUUGCAGGAAGUGGAAAGAUAAGAGCUUUGUAUGUGGUGGUAUUGACAUAUCAAAAAAACGAGAAACAGCUAAUAAUGAACAAUAGUCGUAUGAAUAACCGACUCAGAGCCAAAGACCGUGGAUUGAUUUAUAGAUAUCCCAGAACGUUUGUUAUAACCACAACAACCCUUUCACUCUUAGUAUUAUUCUCGAAACCCAUAUACGAUAGUUUCUUCAGCCCAGUGGAGUACGAUUGGGAAGAAAUCAAAAGAAACCACAAAUCUAGAUUUAGUAAAAA